Hyaloscypha bicolor E is the source of this 848-nucleotide messenger RNA. RefSeq lists its product as uncharacterized. Gene Ontology annotation, cellular component: nucleus. The record is from RefSeq and is a predicted model, not a curated record. NCBI's taxonomy places the organism in Eukaryota, Fungi, Ascomycota, Leotiomycetes, Helotiales, Hyaloscyphaceae. The coding region runs from base 294 to 761 and encodes 155 amino acids. The transcript is spliced from 2 exons.
UCUGGGGAGCAGGACACUAACCUUUUGCCAUCUAUCCGCUACAACGUACUCAACGAGACCAAGUUCAUAGACUUCAACAUCCGCCAAGUGUAUGCUGGCGAUCCAGUUUCCGGAACACCUCCAAUACACUUCUCUAUCCUUCACGAUAUAUUCCCGGAACGCGACCAAAGAGUAAAGAGACUGGCAUCCGGCACCAUUGAAGCUCUCGUGGGGAAAUAUGGUGAAGCUUUACUCAGACUAUACUUUCGAUUCGUGCAUCUAUAUUCCCCAUUCUCUCGAAGGCCGGGAUACUCAUGAGCUAUGUCACGGAUAAGCUCAGCAUUCCAGCAUCCCUCCGAGGCGCAAUGUAUGGACUUGCAUGUGUAUAUUGGUCUCAGGAUCCUUCCCUGAAAGAUUUGCCAGCUCCGAGGCAAGCUAAACUGUUCGAACAUACACAUGCCGCUCUGAACCGAGACCUCGAUUUCCCUAAACUUUCAACCUUGCAAGCCUGUCGAUUAGUUCUCCACGAGCAACCCGAUGGAAGCCUAACAACGGAAAGCCCAAGGAUAUGCGUUUAUGCAUGUCAAGCCACGGCUUGUGCUUCAAGUUUAGGACUUGUUCAGGAUCCCACUCUGUGGACAUUGCCGACAUGGGAGACUUGGCUUCUGAUGGAGAUGCUGCUGGGCUACCGAGCGAAAAUCUCCUCGAAGAACACGACAGAAAAUUCGAUGGCGAUAGCUCACUUAGAUUUCUGGAGGUUAUCAAAUUGGCAAAAAUUCUAGGAAAAGUACUAGAAGAUGGUACACUUCAAUGCUACCGUAACACGAUCCAGAAAGUAAACACAGCAACAAGAGAAGCAAAGGUGUAGC